Eupeodes corollae is the source of this 1413-nucleotide messenger RNA. Its product is annotated as mitochondrial pyruvate carrier 2-like. Lineage: Eukaryota; Metazoa; Arthropoda; Insecta; Diptera; Syrphidae. Gene Ontology annotation, molecular function: pyruvate transmembrane transporter activity. The record is from RefSeq and is a predicted model, not a curated record. Gene Ontology annotation, biological process: pyruvate import into mitochondria. The transcript has 4 exons. The coding region runs from base 398 to 832 and encodes 144 amino acids. Gene Ontology annotation, cellular component: mitochondrial inner membrane.
GUAUUUAGUUGAUUAGUUGAUUGACUACAUAGUAGAAGCAGAAGGGUGCUUUGCCAAUUAUAUUUAUAUACACGAAUAAUUGUCACUGCCACUGCCACUGCCACUUCACUAAAAGUCGCCUACAUAAUUCUAAAAAAAUACGACUAGGAACAUUUCGCUUGCUUUUGUUAUUACCUGGCACACUGUCGAGUGUCUCGUUGGCUUUGUGUCGCGGAAAAAGAAAACGUUCACAAUCUCAAGGCCAAGGUGGAAUGUUCCGUUCGUCUGAAUUUCCUGUCAUUCCAAUUUAGUUGUAAAAUCCAAUUUUUGAAUAGUUUCAACUAAGCUGUCAAACAGUCGCGUUUAGUUUUUAUACACAACUACCUUACGAAAGGUUCAUAAUAGUAAUACCUACGCAAUGGCUUCAACGGGUCCUACAGUUCCACCAGCAGCUGCUCCUCCACCACCACCGCCAGCAGCUCCAGCGUCAACAGGAAAAGGAUUCCCAUCAAAGGUAUACAAUGCACUGGUUGGAUCUGUGGAUAAAGUUGUUCCCGACAAAUUGCGUCCUCUAUGGCAGCAUCCCGCAGGUCCUAAGACAGUAUUCUUCUGGGCGCCUGCCUUCAAAUGGGGUCUGGUGAUAGCUGGGUUAAGUGAUUUGGCGCGACCGGCAGAUCAACUAUCAGUACCUCAAUGUGCAGCCCUAGCAGCAACUGGAAUAAUUUGGUCACGGUACUCACUUGUAAUCAUUCCCAAAAACUAUAGUUUAUUUUCUGUUAACGUAUUUGUUGGAGGAGUUCAAGUUGUACAACUCAUAAGAGCUUACAAUGCUUCGAAAGAAAAGAAAGAUUAGAGUUUAAAUCAAAUAUACACAUAUACAAUUUUUUAGUCUCAAAGGCGGAUAAACAUCACUAAAGUAUGUAUCUAAUAGAGGAUAAUCAAUUUUGUGUUCUUAAAUAAAAAAAAUAAUUAAACCAAUUGAUAAUGUGAUUUGUAAACAAACGGAGCACAAUCAAAACGAAAAAAAUAAAAUAUAUGUAGAUGUAUAGAUUGUAUAAGUAUAACGAUGAUAAAGCACAAUUUAACGAUGUACCUUCUUUAAUUAUAAAGUUCUUUAACUUAUUGAUUGAUUCAAUGAUAAAUGUUUGUACAUAACGUUUGGUCUAAGAUCAAGAUCAAAUAUAUUUCUUUUCAAAUUGUUUAAUAAAAUUGAACGUAUAAUAAUGUUAACAUAUACUUAUGUACAUACAUGCUUUAGGUACUUGUGAUCACAACUUAUUACAAAUUAUUAAUAUUAUCUUGCCUAUAAGGAGCAAAUUUGUGAAUAUAAAUAUGUAUUAGAUACAUAACUAGCUAAAAAAUAAGAAUAACGAUAUUGUAAAUAAAGACGAAACGGCGACUGUAAGAAAUAAAAUUAUUUAAAAUGUAAAAUAA